AUGACGCUCACAACCUACGAUACAGCAUGGGGGCCCUCUAACAUCGCCGCCUUGAAUCUGUCGCGCCUUCUGGCCCGGUUGGAAUACAACCUCCUCUCUUCCGCGGCGGACUUGAGGCCACUCCGACGAUCAGAGCAUCAGCGCAAGAGAGUAGGAGCGAAUAUAGACUAUGCCCGCACCACCCUUCAGAACCUCGAACGCAGCCUCCCGGAAAUUGCGCCUCUCGACCGCCGACAGACUAUCCAGAGUAAUCUAGCGCGGCAACGACUCCUCCUCAACCGCCUCCAGGAUCUCCUUGACCGACUCACCGUUGAAGCGGAGACCCACAGCCGGGGAAGCAAGCAACACCCAGCCGUCGCAUUCAGCAGCACCCCGAGAUCCCAAGAUGAAGAGCCAGAGGAUGGCUCAGAUUCAGACUCCGAGCCCCUUGAGGGAGAAGAAGACCUUCUUGGGACCCCCGAAGAGGGUAGCACCACCGACGAAGACCGGGACCGGGACCGGGACCACGACAAUAAUGACGCGGUCGUAGAAGCAAACCACAACCAGCAACAGUCAUCGCAGCCAUCAGAGUCACAACAGCCACAACCACCCACGAUACCCUCCGCACUCCCCAUCCCCCCAACAACCACCACACAGCAAGAUUCACCGUUGCCAGCCACUACCACGACCACAACUACAGCCACAGCCACCCCUCCGCAACCACAAUCAAGCAUUCCCCCCCAACCGUCCUCGACCCUCCGCAAUCGAUCCAACGCAGCAGCUCCCUCCACCUCAUCCUUGCAACCCAUCACAGCCUCCGGCACCUCCCUGCACCCUGAAUCCCAACCACCACUACCGUCAUCAUCACCAACCAAACUUCAGCCCACAACAACAGAAGACACCCUCGUCUCGGACCGCGCCGAGCAGGAGGACCUCACCUCCUCACUCCUCUCGCUAGCAUCACAACUCAAGGCAGGGUCACAGGCCUUCCACGCCUCCCUCGAGGCGGAGAAAUCGGUGCUGGCGCGCGCAGUCGACGGGCUCGACCGCACAACGGGUAAUAUGGAAGCGGCGGAGCGGCGCAUGGGGACGCUGCGCCGGAUGACCGAGGGGAAGGGCUGGUGGGGUCGCAUGAUGCUCUACGCCUGGAUCUUCGGGCUGUGGAUCGUGGCGAUCCUGAUUGUGUUUGUUGGCCCCAAGCUGAGAUUCUAA
Molecule: messenger RNA, 1191 nt
Organism: Aspergillus saccharolyticus JOP 1030-1
Lineage: Eukaryota; Fungi; Ascomycota; Eurotiomycetes; Eurotiales; Aspergillaceae
Exons: 2
Coding region: 1-1191 (396 amino acids)
Biological process (GO): retrograde vesicle-mediated transport, Golgi to endoplasmic reticulum
Cellular component (GO): SNARE complex; endoplasmic reticulum
Molecular function (GO): SNAP receptor activity
Source: RefSeq, a predicted model, not a curated record